Messenger RNA from Geodia barretti, 1059 nucleotides. Lineage: Eukaryota; Metazoa; Porifera; Demospongiae; Tetractinellida; Geodiidae. The record is from the annotation of a GenBank genome assembly.
AUGUCGCUAUCGAUAUCAGACGUAGAGAGAGAGCUAGAUCCAGGAGAGGGAAAUGGUACAUUGGGAGACAAGUCCAGCCCGCCCGAUAGCGAAGAGAUAUCGCCAGUGGACGCAGUGAAGCUCCAAGCGGAAGGAGAUGUGGAGUUAGUGGUCGAGGAGGACGCUUACAGCGGAGAUGAAGAUCACACGUUGCUCAUCGCCGUCCACUCCAAGCAGGCUGGAGGCGGUGGGAAGAAGGGCGCUUCGUUACUAAGUGCUGAGACUCUGUUCGAGCGCGACUCCUGGAGAUACAGAUACACCAGGCGUGGUCUGGUGGUAGCUGGGCUGGCGCUGCUUUUGGGGCUAGUGACUGCUUCCAUCACCCUCAUAACUCUCUCUCCUAGCUGUCCAAGCACCUCUUGUACUGCUGAGUUGCCAGCCGAAGAACUCCUGUGGUGGCAGAAGACGGUUAUCUACCAGGCUUACCCUCGCUCGUAUCAGGACAGCAAUGGAGACGGAAACGGUGACCUGAACGGCAUCAGGAGUCGACUGGACUACUUCACCGAUAUCGGUGUCGGGACGGUGUGGCUGAACCCAAUCUACCCCUCCCCUCACAUGGACAACGGCUACGACAUAUUCAACUACACCGACAUUGACCCGCUCUACGGAGACUUGCAGGACUUCAAGGAUCUCCUGGAGGACAUGCACAAGAAGGGACUCCACAUUCUGCUGGACUUUAUACCCAACCACACUUCAGAGGAUCAUCCGUGGUUCAAAGAGAGUCGCAGCAGUCAAAACAGCUCCAAGAGGGACUGGUACUUAUGGGCUGACGGUAAAGACGGCGGUCCACCGAACCACUGGAUCAGCGUGUUUGGAGGCAGCGCCUGGGCCUAUGACGACGUCACAGGGCAGUACUACUACCAUGCAUUCGGAGACUUCCAGCCAGACCUCAACUACCGGAACCCAGGGGUACAGGAGGCAAUGAAAGACGUGAUGAAGUUCUGGUUGGACCUCGGUGUGGACGGGUUCCGGGUGGAUGCCGCCAUCUUUCUACUGGAGGAUUUGCGAGCUGAGGAAUGA